GAAGUGCUUACUCCUAUGAAGUCAGAGAGACUGCCACUUACCCUCUGAUUUUCCUUUGAACUCUCUGGACGUCGACUCAACCCUUUCUCUAUUACUGAUUUGCCAAAGGAACUUGGCAGAGAUUCUUUGUUCCAGCUCCAUGAUAGGGCCAGUGUCAUCGCGCUGUCCUGCUUUAACGUCCGCUCUGCCCCUAGCGGACUCAACUCCAAUUGCAAUCAACCGCUGGCGAUUGCUUUCUGUCCGCUGCACAAAUGAACGCCGUUCGCCAGAAAUGCCGACCAAAGCAUCAAGUCCUGGUGCUAAAAUGCUAUCCUAAGCUGCAAAAGAAUGCAGCCGAAGUCAAGCCCAACUCGAGUGAACUGAGCUAUUUGUUGUAUUAUGCGAGCACCAGACGCAGCAAGGUUCAGAAAGUUGGCGUUUUUCUUGAAAAGAGAACGGCUAGUGACCUCUGGAGAGGCCGCAUCGCAAAUGUACAAAUUACAUUGCAAAUUCUUCAUGCGUUAAUCGAAAAGUCUCCCCGGGACCUGUCUCUUUUUGCUUCUUCGGUCCUUCGAAUCUUGAGCAGUAUAGUGGGGUCCAAAGACAUUACGCUCGUGGAAGACUCGCUCCCCACACUCGAGGCUCUAUGUCUGCAUCAGGAUGCUGCCACUCUUGGCGCAGAUCAAGAGUAUAACAAUCAAUUCCAAGACUUGAUUGCUUCGUACGCUAGUUUCGCAGCCGACCACCCUCCGUCCGAAACAAAAGGGCCAAUAAGUGCACCACUUGCUAUCAGAUGGCGAAACGUUGGACUGAGAGCAAUCAAGACUCUGACAUCCUCAGAAGGUCUUGCCGUAGAUGCUGGAAGACAAUUCGGACGUACUAUCAUGCCUGUGAUCCUCCGAAACUUGUGGUCUGACAAUGACGAAUAUUUAAUCGCGUUGGACCAGCGAGAGCAAGCACAAGAGCAGACAGACAAGGACCAAGCAGUCAGGCGCAGAAUGAGUGUUGCGACUGUGAGAACAGCAGAUCAGACAGAUGCGAACGUUGCCGUCGCUUCCGGAACUGCCGCCGAUGCCGACAAGGAAGCUGAGGCAGAAGUUGGGGUCUUAGCUCUUCAGAGUCUUAAGCAGAUUUUCACAGUCAACAAUAGGGUGCAGGUUCGCGCUGCCACCGAUGCUACCUUGAAGUUUAUCGUUGGCAAAGCAUCUUCAAGCAGCACACAUAAAGAAGAUUCAGUACCUCAAAGUUCACGAAGCUUCAGAGGAUGGGGCACUACCUUGAUUGAGAUGAUUGCAAAAUGGACUCCUGUCCAAGACCGUUUUGUGAUUCUUGUAACAGCUAUGGAGAGCAUGGUCAAGAGUCCCGUCGCGGAGGACGAUUUUGAACGUCAAAUUAUAUUGGCGACUUUGGUGGGCUGGUUGCUGAGCUCCAAAGUCAACCUCAUUGGGCUCAGCGUCAUGGAUGUUCUACUGGGUCUGAUACACCAUAUUCAACUCGUUCUUCAACUAGGCGGGAGAGGUUUUGAGAAUGUACCUCCUGUUCAACCAAUGGAUGAGCUUGGAUCAGAAAAAGUCUCCGGAAACGCUCCGCGCCAAGGUCCCUCAGCCCCUGGUUUCUCUACGGGAGAGAAAUCUGAUGUUAUCUGCUCAGCAUCUCCACUGCGAAUUGAGCUCUUAGCCAAGCUACAAAAGUGCAUCGGGGAUUUGGCAACGCAUGUUUAUUAUACUGAUCAGAUAUCCGAUAUGAUUUCGGCAUUGUUGGCACGAUUGAAGCCCAAUUCUGCAUCCACGGUGAUCAAUGUCGUAUCUGCAAUCACCAAUCCUACCGCUGCAGCUAACGCCAUCUCGAAUUCUUCUAAUCUGCAAGAAAAACCAAAUACGGAUGACUUUUUCUCUUUUGGGACGGCCCGAUUGACAGCACUUCAAGCUGUCAAGGAGAUCUUGGUCACUGCAAAUCUACGCACCUCUGCCGCAGGUGCAUCCGGGAUCGGAAGAAACAAAGUCAGAGCAAACGUUUGGGAUGGCACGCAGUGGCUGCUGCGGGACAGCGAUGUCAAGGUCCAGAGAGCGUAUGUGGAUGCUUUGAAUACUUGGAUGAAAUUCGAAGUGGACAAGGCGCAACUCCAAGCUCUGAAUGAACCGUCCCUGGCCAAACCUGCGCAGAAAGCCGAAAACCCUGAUCCCGAAGGCUCGCUGGGUACUACCAGACGGGCAGUUUCAAAUGCCUCUCGUCGUGAUCGCUCGCCAAAAGCGCAUCGAACUAGCUUUGUGGAACUUCUCCACUUUGCAAUCUACGAGUCGGCGAGAAGAGCUGAUGGGACAAAAGAAGAUUAUUUGGUGCUCCAUCUCUUGCUCUGGUCAAUGCUUGAAAAUUUGGGUAUUUGCGCUCUCAAAAGCGGUCUACCGAUGAUUUUCCGCUUACAGGAGGAGAUCCAAAGUAUCGAUAAUCCCUCAGCCAAAGUCAAGCUAGGCAGCCUGGUGCACGGUUAUCUGUGGACUAUCACAGAGAAAUACGACUUGGACACUUCCUGGGUCGGAAGGGAAAUCCACAAUGAGAUUAGUCGAAGAAAACAUAAGGGAUUAUGGCUCGACGAAAUAAGGGUACCAGCUCUUCAGCUGGAUCAAAUUCGCAGAAGGACAGACGGUGCUUCUGCGCUUAAUCUCCCACCGAACGUCCUUCAUGCUGAAGCGCUUAAGCCGUUUGAUGAUCGACCGGCACUCGUUGAAUUAAUCGCCGCAGCGUACCCAGCGUCUGUAGCCUCACCCCCCUCAAGUCCACCCAGCUCGCCCGGACGCGCAUCGGUAAGUGCGUCUCGCAGCUACUUUGCCGAUCGGCGGGAACUGCCUGCAAGGGUUAAGGAAAGAAUGCUCUCCACAUGGAGCCAAGAAGCCAUCAUUGAAAGUAUCGAGAAAGAAAACAGUCGGGCGUUUUCUCUGAAUGGCUCCCGCGCAGGCACUAGCCGUUCAGCUACACGCAACUUUCUCACCGUCAAUGGUGGGACGGAGAAGGGAUCUCCUGAUCAGUUUGCGGGCCUCAUCAGCCAUCAGACAUUUCUCAAGAGCAGACCUCCGUCAAUGGCGUACGGGCUUGUUGGUAGUGGGUGUCCAGCACUCCGUCGGGCGAGUGCUCAGGAGAACCCCCCAACACCAAUCAGCAGCUCUAGCAGACUGUCAACGGUGCGAGUGGAUGAACUUAAACGCUAUCUUUCCGGUGAUACUCGCGCCAUUUCUUCGCCCCGGCACGAUCUACAUCAUUACAUGAGCAAUGACGCCAGCAGCGAAAGUAUGGUCAGUGCAGGCUCCUCAGAGUCCCAGCUCUCAUCAGGCCAAAACAUGUCUACUGCUGUGCAUAUCGCCCCUACCACUACCAAAAACGUGGCGCCCGCGGAUCAAGCGAAUGCAAGCCAAACGCCCGCGAUUCCUCGUCCCACGAGUGAUCGUCCGCGCUCGACGUCAACCUCAUCAAAUGAGCCGCGCCGGGAACACUCGAGGCACUCUAGCCGAGAAGGCUCCAUUGCUGCUCGCCGCUUGAGCGGUGGUGGUCUUGCCACUGCAAUUGUCGACGAUGCACAGGUUCAAUUCGAUCCAACCGCCGAUGUCGUCCCUCCGGUGCCGCCGCUGCCGCCAUCACUUUCGCUUCCGGGAUCGUACCCUGGUGAAAUUAUUCGCAGCCCGUCCUCUGGAAAUAUUGCUGUUACGGCUGACGGUUCGGCCGUUCCACUUACGGGCACUACCGCCUCACAGAGCGAUGAAGCUGGUCGCACAACCAGCCCCAAGACGCCCAAGCGCGAGAAGAGCCACAGCCGCAGCAGCGGCACGACCAGUGGCGGCGGCGGCGGUGGUGGUGGCGUCCUCAUCAACAGUGCUCUCCGAAGCCCAACAGCUAGCAAUACCGUCAAUGGAGACAAAACCCGUCGCCACAGUCUGAGCAGCUCGAAAAGAAAAGGUCCCUCGAGCGGAACAGAUGGCAGUUUCGGCAUCGAUCUAGAUGGUCUCCUGAAUGGAAUUCAAGUUCCCACCACCUCUGCGCGCGUCAAUGACGCCAAGUGGACCGCCCCUCUCGGACGGCCACCAUAUUAAAUUCUUCUUUUCUCCUCCUUUCUUCUUCCCCGCCUUCUCCUUGCGCCCCAUUUCCCGUCCCUGAGACCUUUUGUCAGCGUACAUAACACGAGCGUUUCCAGAUUUUGACCCGAUUCAGCUUUUGUACUUAUUUUGUUGAUUUGCCCCUACAUCGUUCUCCUUUCCUUUCCUUUCCUUCUCUUCGCCCUUUCUCUCUUUCCCGUUCUUUGCUUCUCGCUCCCUUCGUUUGGCUUUUGUAUUCUUUUCUUUUAUCCCGAUCCUUAUUCUGCAUCGUCGUGUCGUUGCUUCCCCCCUACCCUUUACUCCAAUUUUUCCCAAUGUCAAUUCAGCAUCUCUUCCGUAUCCUUUUUUGUCUAUUUCUGUCUAUUAAAGCUCUUGUUCGUAUUCA
Molecule: messenger RNA, 4446 nt
Organism: Xylona heveae TC161
Lineage: Eukaryota; Fungi; Ascomycota; Xylonomycetes; Xylonales; Xylonaceae
Exons: 2
Coding region: 252-4058 (1268 amino acids)
Biological process (GO): protein localization to plasma membrane
Cellular component (GO): plasma membrane
Source: RefSeq, a predicted model, not a curated record